Molecule: messenger RNA, 1201 nt
Organism: Daucus carota subsp. sativus
Lineage: Eukaryota; Viridiplantae; Streptophyta; Magnoliopsida; Apiales; Apiaceae
Product: WRKY transcription factor WRKY51
Exons: 3
Coding region: 155-919 (254 amino acids)
Biological process (GO): regulation of DNA-templated transcription
Molecular function (GO): sequence-specific DNA binding; DNA-binding transcription factor activity
Source: RefSeq, a predicted model, not a curated record
CUCAACCGUUUGAUGAUAAAAACAUUGAAUCUUUGACUUUUUGCGCAAGUUAAAAUACUAAACCUUCUAUUACUACAAGACAUGAACUCCUCUUCACCUUGGUAUCUUCAAUCUCCACCUCUCUCUCUACUUACUCUAUUCAAUCUUUGUUGUAAUGGCUGUUGAAGUCGAUGUGUAUCGAGGUAUGAACAAUUACAUAAAUCAUUCGAUUCGUCGGACCGGUCACGCCCGGUUUCGUCGCGGACCGGCUGAUCAAUCCACUACUUCUACUUCAUCCUAUUCUCAUGAUGAUCAAGCUCAACAAAAGAGCUUCCAAUUUAAACUUAAUGCUGAAGAAUGUAAGAGCGCUAAAUCUUCGAUUUCCUCGGAAGUUUUGUUGAUCGCCGGAGAGGAAGCUACGGUUUCGAAUGGGAAGUUAGGAGCAUUGAUUGGUGGAGGAGCUAAGAGGAAUUAUUCGUCUGCGAAGCCUCCGCUGCCUUUUUCGCAGCGGAAAAUUUCUCCGAAUUUUUCGGGGAGCAGCGCAGUGGUGCCGGCAAUGAAGAGUAGUUAUUCGUCGGCGAAGCCUCCUCUUCCUUCUACUCAUCGGAAAAGACGCCGUGAAAUUGAACAGAUUUUUGGCGAUCGGUUGAGCUCGCACGGUUGUCAUUGUUGCAAAAGAAGGAAAAAGAUUGAAAUUACUCGAAGAAUAAGAAUACUCAAAGGAUCAUCAUCGUUAUCGAUUCCAUCAGAUGAGUACUCUUGGAAAAAAUACGACCACAAGUCGAUCACCGGGUCCUCAUUGCGUAGUGGUGGAUACUACAAAUGCAAUAGCGUAACAGGAUGCUCUGCUAGAAAGCAUGUAAUCAAGGACAAAAAUGAUUCGAUGGUUCUGAUUGUGACGUAUAAAGGAGAACACAAUCACCGGUCGCCUGGAAUUUGACUCAGCUCAGUGGCGGGGAUCUUGAAUGUUGCUAGUAAAGUCCAGGUGAUCGAAGAACCGAUCAGGUGGCUCGUACAGGAACAUCUUUUAGUAGACUUGACUUGCAGAGAGAAGAAUUAAGAACGAGGAGGAGGAGUCGAAGAUAGUCAGUAUUCCAUUGAUCUGAUAUCACAUUUAUGCACAUUGAUCUGAUAAAUUCCUGUAAAUUGUAGGUGACAAGAUGAAUUUUCACCCGGCUCAAAUUUCUUAUUAUUACCAGAAAAAUUGCUAAUUUUGACAGAA